Molecule: messenger RNA, 1183 nt
Organism: Halteromyces radiatus
Lineage: Eukaryota; Fungi; Mucoromycota; Mucoromycetes; Mucorales; Cunninghamellaceae
Product: glycosyltransferase like family 2-domain-containing protein
Exons: 1
Coding region: 43-1098 (351 amino acids)
Source: RefSeq, a predicted model, not a curated record
GCAUGUCGACCCAAAGAAAUCAUCAUUAUUACUGAAACAUCAAUGCGUCAACCUUUACAACAACUUGCAGAUGAAGUGGAUCCAACAAAAAUCAAAAUACGAACGGUACCCAAGGCAAACAAACGAUUACAAAUGGUGGAAGGUAUCAAUGCAACAACGACAGAAAUUUUAGUAUUUGCGGAUGAUGAUGCGAUUUGGAAACCAACAAUGCUGGAAUACAUAUUAGCUUGUUUUGAAGACUUACAAAUGGGUGGCGUGGGCACUUCACAAACGGUACAUGCAGUGGAUCCAAACGGACAUCAAACAUUAUGGGAAAUAUUGGCUGGUUAUCGAUUGACGAGUCGAAAUAUUGAAAUAGCAGCAUCGACACAUAUUGAUGGUGGCAUUUGUUGUUUAUCAGGACGAACGGCGGCUUAUCGAACAUUGAUCUUAAAGGACCCGGCUUUCCAGUACUGUUUUACAAACGAUUAUUGGAGGGGAAAAUACUUACUUAGCUCGGGUGAUGACAAAUUUCUAACAAGGUGGAUGGUGUCUCAUGGAUGGAAUACAUAUGCUCAGGUGUGCAAGGAAGCUGAACUGUUUUCCACAUUCAAGAAUAACUGGCGGUUUCUCAAACAAGUACUACGUUGGACUAGAAAUACCUGGCGAUCUGAUUUUCGGUCUCUGUUUACAGAACGCUAUAUUUGGUAUCGUCACCCUUAUGUUGCUUUUACCAUGAUAGACAAGAUAUUCAAUCCCUUGACUCUGUUGGCUGGUCCUCUCCUUGUUACCAAGUUUGCCGUCACUCAAGAACAUCAUCCUACGAAUGCUCCUUUACCUGGUUGGAAUAUUGCUGCUUCUUAUGUGGUAUGGUUAUUGGCUACUCGGUUCCUCAAGCUCUUUCCUCAUUUCCUCAAAAGACCUCAAGAUAUCUGGGUACUUCCUUGUUGGUUGAUCUUUAAUUAUUAUUUUGCCAUCAUGAAAUUAUAUGCCUUAUUCACCUUACAUGAAGUUGCUUGGGGAACUCGUAAUUUGAACGCUACUACGGAUGAACAUCAGGAUCAAGAACAAGUCAAGAUUGAAAUGGAUACUAUUAAUCGUAAUAAUAUCAAGUCAUAGUGAUAGAUAUUAGAAGAAAAAAAAAUAAUAGUGAUAGAGGAUGAUGAUUAUUAGUAGUAUAUGUCUUUCUUUUUUUUUUUUUUUU